Messenger RNA from Nerophis lumbriciformis (worm pipefish), 1130 nucleotides. The record is from RefSeq and is a predicted model, not a curated record. NCBI's taxonomy places the organism in Eukaryota, Metazoa, Chordata, Actinopteri, Syngnathiformes, Syngnathidae.
CAUUAAAGAGGAGCAGCUUCAUGAUGAAGAUGAAGCUCAGUCCUUCCAGCUUCAUCACAGUCAAAGUGAGGAGAACAGAGGGGCGGAGCUUGUAAGUCAACACAUCACAGAAGCUGAUGGAGAGCAUUGUGAAGAUAUCAAGUCAGAACCAGACAGCAUCUUUGCUCCACUGUCAGACAUGGACCACAUGAUGUCACACUCUUCUGAUCACAGUGACCACAUCCAAAAACCUUUGGAGAGUAAAAAUGACUCUAAAGGUGAUACGAGACAUCACACUAACAACAAACACUUUGACUGCUCUGAUUGUGGGAAAUCAUUUAGACAGAAGAGUCAUUUUACAGUACACAUGAGAACACAUACUGGAGAGAAACCUUUUGCUUGCUCAGCUUGUGCUAAAAGAUUCAACACUAAUAAGGAACUUAUAUUACACGUGAGAACACACACAGGUGAGAAACCUUUUACGUGCUCCGUUUGUAAGAAGAGUUUCUCCACAAAACAGUACAUGACCACACACAUGAGAAUACAUACUGGAGAGAAACCUUUUGCUUGCUCAGCUUGUGCUAAAAGAUUCAACACUAAGAAGGAACUUAUAUUACAUGUGAGAACACACACAGGUGAGAAACCUUUUACUUGCUCCGUUUGUAAGAAGAGUUUCUCCAAAAAGGAACACAUGACCAGACACAUGAGAACACACACAGGUGAGAAACCUUUUGCUUGCUCUGUUUGUAAGAAGAGUUUCUCCAGAAAGGCACACAUGACCACACACAUGAGAACACACACUGGAGAGAAACCUUUUGUUUGCUCAGCUUGUGCUAAAAGAUUCAAAUCUAAGAGGGAAAUGAUAUUACACAUGAGAACACACACAGGUGAGAAACCUUUUACUUGCUCUGUUUGUAAGACGAGUUUCUCCAGAAAGGAACAAAUGACCACACACAUGAGAACACACACUGGAGAGAAACCGUAUAGUUGCACUGUGUGUGAUAAGAUGUUCAGGUUUAAGAAUCAGGACAGUAAACACAAGUGUGUAACAGUCAUGGAAGCUGCAGGGAUUUAAAAACACUUAAACAGUGAUUGUGCUAAAUGUAGUUUAAAAACACAGCAUGUAUAAUAUGAAUGUAUAUUUGAUGUUG